AUGUGGCUUCUAAUCACUGUUCUCUCCUCUCUCGUUCUCUGUUCGGCUGUGGAGGAAAUUGCUCUUGAGGAGGGGAUACCUUGUUCAAAGUACCAGGUGGCUUUCAACCUUUCGUGCUAUGAGUUUGUGAGACUCCAGCGCACUUUCACGAGCGCCCAGAGCUGGUGCGAGAGAGGAGGGGGGCACCUCGUUUUUAUUGAAAAUGAGAAAACUCAACAGUUCUUGCAGAAACAUAUCUCCGAGGACAGGGAGUGGUGGAUAGGACUGACCUCAAGUUCCCUUCUGAAUGAAACUACAGAAGGAUCAUUGAUUUGGUUGGACACUUCAAAUAUAAGCUACAGCAACUGGCAUGAAGAUCAGCCAUCUCUCUUAGCCAAUUGUGGGUACAUCCUGAAGAACGCUGGCUAUGAAUGGGGCAUGACGGAAAACUGCAGUCAGGAGUUUGACUUCAUUUGUGAAUUUGAAUCUGGCCAGAGCCUUGCUUGUGAUAACUUCAAUGCCACCAUGCAAUGUGGAUCAGGAGAAGUCAUUCAGAUUGGUGACAGUUUCUAUGGGCGGAAGACCCCUCACUACUGUGUAUUGGAGACUCCCCUCCAGCUUGACACAGAGGAGGAUUGCAGCUGGACCAGUGUCAAGGAUGAAGUAGUAGGGCAGUGUCACGGACUCCAGGCGUGCCAGGUGGCAUCAGAUGGGACCUUCUUUGGAGAUCCUUGUCCUACAUUGGGGAGCUACUUGUCUGUUCAAUAUCACUGCAUGGAAGGUUUGCAACUGGCCGUGACUGAUACGUGCUUUAUCUUUGAAAAUAUUACAGUUUCUCUGAAAUGGCUACUCUCUCCCUAUUCUGGCAACCUCUCCUGUAUCAUUAGCACUGGAGACGGACACACUAUUGAUCCCUAUUAUCCUCUAACCUUGUCCAGCAAUGUGACACACCGGUAUACCUCCCCUGGAGAGUUUACUGUCUUCGUGGAAUGCACAACCAGUGAAUGGCACGUUACAGCACAAAAACUGGUGACUGUUCAGGAUAAGAUGGAUCAGCUCAGCAUUACUGGGUGCUACAGCAAGUAUGAAUCAGGAAACAGUUCUCACUGCAGGACCCUGUAUGGGGAGAUGUUAUGGAUCCAAGUUGAACUUAAUGGAGGUACUGGAGUGACCUACACUGUAACAGCUGACAAUACAACUCUGAUUGAAUCCAGCGCAAAGGAAGGAAUUGUCCCUCACAAUCUGACGCUUGAUGGUACCUCUCAGCAGCUGAUUGGCCCAGGGGUGCAUCAACUGGAAAUCCUGGCAACCAGCAACACAACAACAUCUGAGAUUUCUGAAAGCAUUGCUGUUCAUUUAGUUGAACCUAUAUCUGGUCUUCAGGCUGCAUUAGCCUCCCACACACUGGAAAUGGGAAAAGACCUGGAGAUAAAUGUCUCCGUGGCUCAUGGUGCACCAGAUAAGCUGAAGUUUGAGGUGGUCGGGUCUAAUGAAACUUACUCUCACCAGAAAGACAGCCCUAAAGGAGAAUCUAGAAUAUACAGGAUUCCUGUUCAUACUGAAGGUACAUUUGUGGUCAAGGUGCGAGCUAUGAAUGCCUUCUCGAACAUGAGUCUGGAGAUUGGGAGCAUCACCGUAUUGGCCAACAAUUCUCUUAAAGAAGACUCGUCUCAGAACAAAGGCAAAUCCAAAGCAAACAUCCGAAAGACAAAUGAUGACAAAAGGAAAAAUAAAAUAUACAUUAAACCUAGUCGCCAUGUGGAUCCGUUCACAACAGUUACCCUUGACUGGCCAGAUGACAAUAAUAAUUCUACCUUCACCUGGGCGUGUGGGGCUUGCUGGCCUGGGUGGCAGGAAUGUGUGCAGCAUCAAGUAAUCCCCACUGACCAGAGCAUGGCACAGAUCCCGCCUGCCUGCCUGCCCCCGCCAAACUCAGCGGUGACCCUGCAAGUGAUAGUCAGAAGCCAUGGAAAAGAAGAGAAGCAGGACGAGCAAUGUCUGUACGUGACUGCCAGACAAGAACUGCGCCCAGAAAUCAGGUGUGAGAAAAACUGCAAGCUAGUGAAUGUCACUGCAGAAGUUGCUUUGAGAGCCACCAUGCAGGAAGGCUCCCACGCCGUACAAUAUAACUGGUAUUUAGAUAACACAUUCCAGUCAAAGCCUCCCUCCCUCUCUUCAGUCUGCAGUCUGAAGGGUUUCCGACAGAGCUCCUUGACUUUGCUUCAGAGCAACAGAUCUACAUUGGUAUUGAACAGCUCCUUUCUGCAGGCACACGGAGAAGCAUUUCGGAUUAAAGUAACAGCAAUGACUCAGAAUAAAUAUGGCGACGAAACUUACAUUGUCAGCAUGGUGCCCUCACCAAUGGUCCCAGUCUGUGCUAUAUCCCCCAAGGAGGGAUCGGUGCUCACCAGCUUCACAAUCUCCUGCAGUACUGCCUGCUCGGAGGACUCCUGCCCCCCUGCACACAGCAGUCUGCUCACGUACUGCUUCUACCUGAAAUCAGGCUCUCUCCUGAACUGUGGCCCACAUCCUGAACUCCUAUCGGUAUAUCUUCCCCUUGGAGAAGAGGAAAAUAACUUUGUUUUACAUGUUACAAUUACUGUCAGCAAUAACUUUGGUGACAUGGUUCAGACUGAUGCUACUGUCAAGGUUCGACGUGAAGAUAUGAACACUGGGAACCAGACCCUGCAGGCCACUCUAGCUGAGAAAGCAAAUGCCAUCCUAAAAGAAGGAAACAACAGCAUGUCCCUGUUCCAGCUGUAUAAGUCAAUGUCUUCAGUCCUUAAUCAGGAGAGCCAGGGAGAGACCUUUAAUACAUCUCUGCAGACCGACACCCGAAGGGAGCUGAGAGAGCUGAUGCUGACAACUCUGGCUGCUGUUAAUGUAACAUCAAUACAGACUGCUCUUAAGAUGUCAGAGGUACUGAAAGAAACCACUUACAGGAGCGAAGAGCUCUCUUCCUCAGCACAGGUUGUUCACCUCACUAGUAACCUGUUUUUCAUGAAGACUUCCAAGGGUUUCCAGGACGGGCACAUCUGGUAUUCGAUUUUCAACCGCUCCCCAAGAAGCACCUUCACGCGAGCCCAGAGAGUGUCGUGCUGCUUCUCCCUGCUGCUCUGCACCAUGCUGACCAGCAUCAUGUUCUGGGGGGUGCCGAAGGACCCAGCUGAGCAGAAAAUGGACUUAGGUAAGAUCGAGUUCACGUGGCAGGAGGUGAUGAUCGGCUUCGAGAGCUCCCUCCUCAUGUUCCCCAUCAACCUGUUCAUCGUGCAGAUCUUCAGAAACAUCCGACCCCGGGUGACCAAGGAGCAGGAGAAGAAACCAGGGAAAAGUGGCCGAGUGUCUCCAAACCUGCCCCCUCCCCCUCAGGCAAUCCAGAGCAUCACGCUCACCCCUGAGGCUGUGAUAAAGGAUAUUAGGAGAAUUGCCAAUUCACUGUUUAAAACCCUGAAGACUCCGCUACCCUCCUCAGAAACAGACCUUGGAAAAUCUACUGACAUCAACACACUAUUGGCUUUGGUUGAGGACAUCAUCUGCCAGCAGAACAGAGCUGGGCAAGAGUUUUAUGAUGAGAGUAAAAAGAAGGAUGAUCCUAUUAUCAUCACACUAGGGUCUGUAGAUAUACAAGAAAAAACAAGAAGCCCAACUCCAGAGAAAGGAAUGGGUGAAAGGCUGAAACACAACGACUACAACCGCUACUUGUACAUGCAACUCCAGCACGUAGAGAUGGAGUUGGAAUUACUGGGACCUCACAAAUUCCAGAAGGCUCAGAGUUACGUCCAAGCUGUUAGGCAGGUCCAGCACAUGAAAGGCCUCCUGGCAAGCCACCUCUGCUCUUCAGGAUCUAUCAGUGAGAGGUGCUCCCCUACUCCAAGUUUCUCUGGGGAUGGCAAGAAAGGUUCCUCUUUCAAAGGCUUGCCCUGGUGGUUUGUUUUCAUUGGCUGGUUCCUCAUAGCUGCCACCAGUGGCGUGUCCGGAUUCUUCACCAUGCUUUACGGGCUACAUUAUGGCAAAGAUAACUCCAUCAAGUGGCUGAUUUCCAUGGCCAUCUCCUUCUUUGAAAGUCUCUUCAUCACACAGCCCUUAAAAGUGUUGGGAUUUGCUGCUUUCUUCGCUUUGGUUCUGAAGAAGGUGGAGCAUGAAGACGAGGAAGACACUGCUGUUGAUGGGCCUCUGUCUGCACCAGGCGACUCAAACCCUCUAUUUGGAGCUCGAAGGGAUAGCAGAAGCAACAUCUACCAGCCACCCCCUGCCACAGACAUUCAGAGAAUGAAGAACAAUCACGUCAAGGAGCAGAAAGCAUUUGCCUUAAUCAGAGAAAUACUGGCCUACUUGGGAUUUUUAUGGAUGCUACUGUUGGUUGCCUAUGGACAAAGAGAUCCCAAUUCCUACUACCUGAACAAGCAUAUUGAAAGCAGCUUUACGGAUGGGUUUCGGGAUAUCUACUCUUAUCAGGACUUCUUCACAUGGGCAAGAACUACCUUAGUCAACAAGUUAUAUGGCUCAUAUCAAGGCUUCGUUACAGAUGGCAACUCCAAGUUGGUAGGCAGUGCCCGAAUUCGUCAAGUGAGAGUGAAGGGGAACACCUGCCCGAUAGCUCCCAAACUGCAAGGCUCGGUCCAAGAAUGCCAUGCUACGUAUUCUCCCCAAGCAGAAGACACGUCAGACUAUGGGGAACACUGGAAUAUCUCAGCCUUCGAUAACUCCUCAGACUUGAGUUCUGCAUGGCACUAUCAGAGCCAAUCCAAACUUAGAGGGCAUCCAGUGUGGGGCAAACUUGCCAUCUAUAGGGGAGGAGGCUAUGUGGUUCACUUAGGCACUGAUCCAAAGAAUGCAACCAGAAUUCUCCAAUAUCUCUUCAACAAUGUCUGGCUGGACACCUUUACAAGAGCAGUGUUUGUUGAAUUUACAGUCUACAAUGCCAAUGUGAACCUGUUUUGUAUUAUAAGCCUGAUGUUUGAAACAAACGCAUUAGGGGCCUUCUUCACGCAUGCAGAACUGCAGAGCAUCCGGCUCUACCCCUACACAGAUGGUCUGCACAUCUUUGUUGUUGCAGCAGAAGUGAUUUAUUUCCUAUUUGUCAUCUACUAUAUGGUAGCACAGGGAAAGCUCAUGAGGGCUUUGAAAUGGAGGUAUUUCCACAGCAAGUGGAACCUGCUAGAGCUGGCCAUUAUACUGAUUAGCUGGAGCACCCUAUCAGUAUUUGUGAAGAGGACAAUCCUGGGGGCACGCGAUAUCAGCUACUACCAGCAUCACAAGGAUGAGUGUGUAAGUUUCAAUGAAACAGCAACAGCUGAUGCAGCUCUUGGCUACCUAAUUGCUUUCCUGGUGCUUCUCGCUACUGUGAAAUUGUGGCAUCUCCUGAGGCUCAACCCUAAACUAAACAUGAUCACCUCCACCUUGAGGAGGGCUUGGGGUGACAUCUCUGGAUUCAUCACUGUUAUUUUAAUCAUGUUCCUUGCCUAUUCCAUUGCUACAAAUUUGAUAUUUGGCUGGAAGCUGCACUCUUACAAAACCCUGUUUGAUUCAGCGGAGACAAUGGUCAGCCUUCAGCUGGGAAUCUUCAACUAUGAGGAGGUCUUGGACUAUAAUCCAAUUUUGGGCUCCUUCUUAAUUGGAUCCUGUAUCAUUUUCAUGACAUUUGUGGUGCUCAAUCUGUUCAUUUCAGUGAUUCUGGUUGCUUUUAGUGAGGAACAGAAACAUUAUCAGAACCAGAUUUUCUAA
Terrapene triunguis (Three-toed box turtle) is the source of this 5703-nucleotide messenger RNA. RefSeq names its product polycystic kidney disease protein 1-like 2. Gene Ontology annotation, biological process: detection of mechanical stimulus. Gene Ontology annotation, molecular function: calcium channel activity; calcium ion binding; carbohydrate binding. The transcript has 34 exons. NCBI's taxonomy places the organism in Eukaryota, Metazoa, Chordata, Testudines, Emydidae. The record is from RefSeq and is a predicted model, not a curated record. Bases 1 to 5703 code for a protein of 1900 amino acids. Gene Ontology annotation, cellular component: membrane.